UCCCUCCCAGAGCAGCAUAGCAGAGUGGAGCGCUCGCAUCACAAGGUCACCCUAUCUCACCGCUGGCUCCUCUGCAUUGGCAGAAGAGGGUUGCUGGGUUUGUACACGGCUGGGGCGGGAGCAGCAGGGAGGGGGGGAAAGAGAUCUGGGUUUUUUUUCUCCCCUCCCUUAAGCAAAGCCACAAUGGAAACCAGGAAGGAGAUGGUGAUGUUUCUGGAGGGGACUACUCUUGGCGCUCUAGUUGGCAAGAGGGUGCCUAAUUUGUCCGAAGCAGUGGGGAGCCCCGCUGCGGAGCCGCAGGAGAAGAUGAUCCAUCGGAACUGCAUCAGCCCCAGACCUGGCCCCUUGUCGUCCCGGGAGAGAGGAGGAGGAGGAGGUGGUGGAGGAGAAGACGAAGAGGAGGUGGAGGUGCUGCCAGGGACAGGGACGGUGCCGGAGAGCCGCUCGGCGGCGGCAGCACUGCUUUCGGCCGGACAGCAGCCCCCCGUCCCGGAGCUCCCCUCCAGCAAAGGGCAGCAGAGCAGCUCGGACACCGAGUCGGAUUUCUAUGAGGAAAUCGAGGUGAGCUGCACCCCGGACUGCGCCACGGGGAGCGCCGAGUACCAGCACAGCAAAGGGCCGUGCUCCGAGGCGCUGGCCGGCAGCCCCAGCGGCGGGGGGGAUCACCCCAAGGGCAGCGGAGGCAGCGGUGGCUCCCAGGGCUCGCUGGCCUGCAGCGCCAGCGACCAGAUGCGCCGCUACCGCACCGCCUUCACCCGCGAGCAGAUCGCCCGGCUGGAGAAGGAGUUUUACCGGGAGAAUUACGUGUCCAGGCCCCGGAGAUGUGAGCUGGCGGCUGCUCUAAAUCUGCCAGAAACCACCAUCAAGGUUUGGUUCCAGAACCGCAGGAUGAAGGACAAGCGGCAGCGCCUGGCCAUGACCUGGCCUCACCCGGCCGACCCGGCGUUUUACACGUACAUGAUGAGCCACGCCGCAGCCACCGGGAACCUGCCGUACCCAUUCCCGUCCCACCUGCCCCUGCCCUACUACUCCCACAUGGGCAUCGGCGCCACAUCGGCCUCUGCCGCCACCCCUUUCAGUACCCCCCUGAGGCCUCUGGACACCUUCAGGGUCCUGUCCCACCCGUACCCGAGACCUGAACUGCUGUGCGCCUUCAGACAUCCCUCUCUCUACCCUGCCCCGACUCAUGGACUCAGCAGCGCAGGGGGCAGCCCCUGCUCCUGCCUGGCAUGCCACAGCGGCCAGUCCAACGGGCUGGCGCAGAGACCCUCCGGAUCAGACUUUACCUGCUCGGCCACAACCAGGACUGACUCCUUUCUCACUUUCACGCCCUCUGUGCUGAGCAAAGCCACCUCAGUUUCCAUGGACCAGAGGGAAGAAGUACCUUUAACGAGAUAAACCUUUGUCUCAGGGUUAUGAAACACUCAUCCCUUUCCCGGACUUCUCUUCGAGUUAAUGUACC
Messenger RNA from Zonotrichia leucophrys gambelii, 1462 nucleotides. It is a transcript of the gene EVX1, whose product is annotated as even-skipped homeobox 1. The coding region runs from base 184 to 1398 and encodes 404 amino acids. The record is from RefSeq and is a predicted model, not a curated record. Gene Ontology annotation, molecular function: RNA polymerase II cis-regulatory region sequence-specific DNA binding; DNA-binding transcription factor activity, RNA polymerase II-specific. NCBI's taxonomy places the organism in Eukaryota, Metazoa, Chordata, Aves, Passeriformes, Passerellidae. The transcript has 3 exons. Gene Ontology annotation, biological process: regulation of transcription by RNA polymerase II. Gene Ontology annotation, cellular component: nucleus.